CCCAAAAAAAAAAACAUAUCAUGCGAUGCCCCCACCGAAACGUUCAAAUCCAGCGCGUCAUGGCGAUCUCCGAUCCCUCGAUUUCCCCAAAUUAGGGUUCGAAAACCCUCGGAUCUCUUCGAUUUAGCUCGUAUUGGUCUCUGUGCUCUCUAAUUCAGCUUAGGUUUUCGGGAUCGGAAGUAGUUUUUCGGUUUUUUGUUGGUUUUGUUGGAGUUUGAGAGAGGUUGCAUUGAUGGAUCCGCGAGGAAGGUUUCCUCCUGGAAUGGGGAAUGGGCGGGGAGCAAAUCAGGGCCAAAACCCUAAUUUUUAUGGCAGGAUCGCUCCUCAGCAGCAUUUGCAGCAUCAGCAGCAGUAUGUGCAGAAGAAUCCGGCUCAGAACCAGCAGUACCAGAGCCUCCAGCAGCUGCAACAGCAACAGCAGCAGCAAUGGCUGAGGAGGAAUCAAAUGGGUGAGGAUUCGGGUAGGAAUGAACCAGCAAAGUCCGUUCAGUCUGAUGCGAUUGAUGCGAGUUCUCAGGAUUGGAAGGCUCAGUUGAAAAUUCCACCACGGGACACACGGUACAAGACAGAGGAUGUUACUGCAACAAAGGGUAAUGAAUUUGAAGAUUAUUUUUUGAAACGUGAGUUGCUUAUGGGAAUAUAUGAGAAGGGAUUUGAAAGACCAUCUCCUAUUCAAGAAGAAAGCAUUCCAAUUGCAUUGACCGGGAGUGACAUACUUGCAAGAGCUAAAAAUGGCACUGGGAAGACAGCUGCAUUUUGCAUCCCUGCUUUGGAAAAAAUUGAUCAAGAUAACAAUGUUAUUCAAGUUGUCAUAUUGGUUCCAACUAGAGAAUUGGCUCUCCAAACAUCUCAAGUAUGCAAAGAGCUUGGCAAACACUUACAGGUUCAGGUCAUGGUCACUACUGGAGGAACAAGCUUGAAGGACGACAUCAUGCGUUUGUAUCAACCUGUUCAUUUACUUGUGGGGACACCGGGACGCAUUCUUGAUCUUGCAAAAAAAGGUGUUUGUGUGCUGAAAGAUUGUUCCAUGCUUAUAAUGGAUGAGGCAGACAAGCUCUUGUCUCCAGAAUUUCAGCCUUCAAUAGAGCAGCUGAUUCGCUUUCUUCCAGCAAGCCGGCAGGUUUUAAUGUUUUCGGCAACAUUUCCUGUAACUGUGAAGGAAUUCAAAGACAAAUAUCUACCAAAGCCUUACGUGAUUAAUCUUAUGGAUGAGCUUACCCUUAAGGGUAUAACACAAUACUAUGCUUUUGUAGAAGAAAGGCAAAAAGUUCACUGUCUAAAUACCCUUUUCUCAAAGCUUCAAAUUAAUCAGUCUAUUAUAUUUUGUAAUUCGGUUAACCGGGUGGAAUUGUUGGCAAAGAAGAUUACAGAACUUGGUUAUUCGUGCUUUUACAUUCAUGCCAAGAUGUUGCAAGAUCACCGGAAUAGAGUCUUCCAUGAUUUCCGUAAUGGGGCAUGCAGAAAUCUUGUGUGCACAGAUCUGUUUACUCGAGGGAUUGACAUACAAGCUGUUAAUGUUGUCAUCAACUUUGAUUUUCCAAAGAAUGCAGAAACAUAUCUUCACAGGGUUGGUCGAUCAGGGAGGUUUGGCCAUCUUGGUUUAGCAGUGAACCUGAUCACUUACGAAGAUCGUUUCAACUUGUAUAGGAUCGAGCAAGAACUUGGAACAGAGAUCAAGCAAAUCCCUCCACAGAUUGACCAGGCUAUUUACUGCAGGUGAUACAUUCGGUAAUAGCAUCAUGAAUAAAUUCGAGGACCUUCCUACCUGUAAAUAUCUGUUUAUCGGGUUGUCGCAAUCAUGUUGCCCCGGGGCAUUUGAUCAAACAAGGUACAACAUGCAACUCGUUAUGUGGACCCUUUAAAUGUCGAUUUAUGCUGUCGGCUUUCCCUUAAGUCUGAUAUUAGAUGUCUUUCUUCAUAUUCGACGUAGGGAAUCUUUAGCUUAAGACUGUUUUAAUGCUUUUUCCAGCCAAGGAAUUGUUUGUACUGAAUCAACAUCUUUAAUUGUGAGGUGCUUUUUCUAUCCAAGAUACCUUCUGAUGUUUGCUUAAGCCA
This is a messenger RNA of Dioscorea cayenensis subsp. rotundata (Guinea yam), 2055 nucleotides long. Its product is annotated as DEAD-box ATP-dependent RNA helicase 8. The record is from RefSeq and is a predicted model, not a curated record. Lineage: Eukaryota; Viridiplantae; Streptophyta; Magnoliopsida; Dioscoreales; Dioscoreaceae. Gene Ontology annotation, biological process: P-body assembly; cytoplasmic stress granule assembly. Gene Ontology annotation, cellular component: P-body; cytoplasmic stress granule. Gene Ontology annotation, molecular function: RNA helicase activity; mRNA binding; ATP binding. The coding region runs from base 233 to 1720 and encodes 495 amino acids. The transcript is spliced from 10 exons.